Molecule: messenger RNA, 3062 nt
Organism: Manis pentadactyla (Chinese pangolin)
Lineage: Eukaryota; Metazoa; Chordata; Mammalia; Pholidota; Manidae
Gene: GFI1
Product: growth factor independent 1 transcriptional repressor
Exons: 5
Coding region: 440-1816 (458 amino acids)
Biological process (GO): regulation of transcription by RNA polymerase II
Molecular function (GO): DNA-binding transcription factor activity, RNA polymerase II-specific; RNA polymerase II cis-regulatory region sequence-specific DNA binding
Source: RefSeq, a predicted model, not a curated record
GGCCCUUUGGGGUCUUCAGCUCUCCGGAGAGUUUGAUUGCCCCAGCGAGUUUUGCCAGGGAAGGGGAGGGGCUAAGGGGCGUGGGCAAGGCAGAGGAAGAGGCCUGAGCCCGGGCCCCGGGACGGAUUUUACCGCUGAGUUGUGACGGCGGCGGCGGCGGCGGGCUUGAGCCACCUGUCCGAGUGCCACCUGGUGAGCGCGGCUCAGCGGAGCCAAGCCCCUCCUCCCGUGAGCCUUCCCUGCUCCUCGUCUCCCCAGGCUCUCACUGCGCCCAGCUGCCUAGUCCCGGGCCCCCGAGCUUGCUGACCCGCAUUUCCACCAGUUUUCCUUCUCUCGCAGAUCUCCGCCUGGCUGGGGCUGAGCCAAAACUCAGAGUGACGGUGGGCUGACAGCGGCGCCAGAGACCCUUAGAGUGGAGUGGGGAGCGCGCCAGACCACUAUGCCGCGUUCGUUCCUUGUCAAGAGCAAGAAGGCUCACAGUUACCACCAGCCGCGCUCCCCGGAAUCCAACUAUUCCCCCCGCCUGGAGAAUGUACUGGCGCCAGACGGAGCAGACAGUACCUCGAUCGCAGGCGGGGCGAAGGCUGAGCCCCGGGGCCGUUUGUCCCCCGAGUCGCAGCUGACCGAGGCCCCCGACAGAAUUUCCGCAUCCCCUGGCAGCUGUGAAGGCAGCGUCUGCGAUCGCAGCUCGGAGUUUGGGGACUUCUGGAGGCCUCCGUCGCCCUCCGUGUCUCCAGCCUCGGAGAAGUCGGUGUGCCAGUCUCUGGACGAAGUUCAGCCCUUCCCCCUGCCCUUCAAGCCCUACUCCUGGAGCAGCCUGGCGGGAUCUGACCUGCGACAGCUGGUGCAGAGCUACCGGCCGUGCGCCGCACUGGAGCGCGGCACGGGCUUGGGCCUCUUCUGCGAGCGCACGCCGGAGCCAGGCCACCCCGCUGCACUGUACGGCCCGGAGCGGACUGCGGGCGGCGCGGGGGCAGGGGCACCUGGCGCAGGCGGCGCAGGAGGCGGCGCCACGGGUGGUGCAGGCCUGGGGCUCUAUGGCGACUUCGGGCCCGCGGGAGCAGGGUUGUACGACCGGCCGCCGCCGGCGGGUGGGCUGUACUCGGAGCGCGGCCACGGGCUGCACGCGGACAAGGGCACCGGCGUCAAGGUGGACUCGGAGCUGCUGUGCACCCGCCUGCUACUGGGCGGCAGCUCCUACAAGUGCAUCAAAUGCAGCAAGGUGAGGAUUCCGCGCGCCCGGUUCGGCCCACCCCGCGCCCGCGCCCGCGCCCCUGGCUGGCGCGCCCGCGGCCCCUCUCAGCGGCCUUCUACCCGGCCCCACCCGCCUCAGGUGUUCUCCACGCCGCACGGGCUGGAGGUGCACGUGCGCAGGUCCCACAGCGGCACGAGACCCUUUGCCUGCGAGAUGUGCGGCAAGACCUUCGGGCACGCGGUGAGCCUGGAGCAGCACAAAGCCGUGCACUCGCAGGAACGAAGUUUUGACUGUAAGAUCUGUGGCAAGAGCUUCAAGAGGUCAUCAACACUGUCCACACACCUGCUCAUCCACUCAGACACUCGGCCCUACCCCUGUCAGUACUGUGGCAAGAGGUUCCACCAGAAGUCAGACAUGAAGAAACACACCUUCAUACACACUGGUGAGAAGCCCCACAAGUGCCAGGUGUGUGGCAAGGCCUUCAGCCAGAGCUCCAACCUCAUCACCCACAGCCGCAAGCACACAGGGUUCAAACCCUUCGGCUGUGACCUGUGUGGGAAGGGCUUCCAGAGGAAGGUGGACCUCAGGCGGCACCGGGAGACGCAGCAUGGCCUCAAGUGAGAGCCCUGGCUGGCCACCAGCAGCAGUCACACAACACUACGGAGGGCAGCCUCCCCAUCGCCACCACCUGCUUCUGACUUCUCGGGCCCCCAGCCCAGGCGGCAAAGUCCUCCCGGUAACCCCUUCACCCUACUUCCUGGAGCUGCCAGAGGAGAUGAGUUUAUCUUUUCCAAGUUCAGCCUGGAGCUGGAACCAAAGGACUCGCUGGGCUUUGGACAUAUCGAGUAGGCUCCUCUGAAGACUUGAAGUCAAGAGGGAAUCAGAUAAAAUCUUGUGCCCCACAGUCCUUCCCAUUCCCAGCCCUGCUCCACAGACAGGAAAGUUCUUUCGGUUUCUUCCCUCCUCCUGACUUGCCCUGGAUACUUGUGUGGAAGAGGAAUCUCCUUUUACGAGGUAGAAGCAUGCUAAUAUUGCUUUUUUUUAUCUAGAAUGAAGAGUAAGUGUUAUUUUUAAUUUUUCCCUUCUGGGGAGUCUGUCAAUCCCUUUCUGUUGGGUGCUGCCUGUAAAUCUUGGAGGAAUUUUCUCCCACUUGAAAACUAGUUCAGAAACUGAUUUGGGGAAGGAGUUUCAUACUUUUGAAAUUACAAGAUACACUGUUGAGGCUGCCCCAAGAUGGGGCUGAAGAAAAGUGGACUUAGUGAUGAGAGGAGGUUAGAGGUUCUACCUGCAGGAGGCCUGGGAAGGCUUCAUCAGAGGAAGUAGAAGCACAAGCAAGAUGACAAGAUGUCAUCCUCAGCAACUGUUUAUUGACCACCGGUUACCAUGGUACCAGGCCUUUAUGCUAGGUACUGGGGAGCCAGAGAUGAAAGUCACAGCCCUGCCUCUACCCUUCAAAAGCUAAUAGGCAGCUCCAAGUGGUUGGGUCUGUUCUUUCCUUCCAGAGGGAUUUCAAAAAGAGAAAAGAGAAUCUUGAACCUUCCCUUCUGACCCGUUUGGAUUUUAUCAAGCAUAAACAAAAAGUAGCUGAACAGUUACUUUGAGAAUUUGUGUGUAUAUUCAGUUUUUUAUGUUCAGCUGAUACUUUUAAGAUGUCUAGGCUACCAGGUAUGUGGGAGUAAAGGCUCUGUCUUCAACUCUUUGACCCUCCAUGUGUACCAUAGAGGGAAAAAAAAAAAGUUUUUUACUUUGAUGAGGUUUGUAAAUGUUUUUAGAUAUUCUGCAGUGCAUUGUUUGUUAAUACAUAUUUAUUAGAGUGAUGUUUUAAGUUAAUAAAGUAUUAAGAAUCUUAACUACUACUUUUUAUUUA